CCCCAGCAAAUACUUUUAUUUGGUUUCCAGGUUUUGAAAAUUAGAUUUGAUGGCACAUGAGACUUAAUCUAUAUGAGUAGUUUCUGCAAAAAAAACCCCAAAUCUUUCAGCACAAAACCGGAUUCCUACGUUGGCAUUCUUUCCUGGUACGAAAGAGUUGAAGCGACUGUGGUUGGAGAGGUUUGGGCGUGGAGAUUCCUGCGUUGAAGCCUUGCCAAGGAGAGAAAACAACCGCUAUGGAAACGACUAACAUUCGUCAAACUCGGGCACAAAGAGGCUCAGAGCCAUCUGUUUCUCCCUUUGCCAUCUGUGGACCAAGACCCAUGGGCUCUGGAAGGUUGGUGCUGGCCCCGCCGGCCAGAAACGUGGUGGUCUAUCGCAACGGAGACCCCUUCUUCAAGGGCCGGAGGUUGGUGGUCAGCCAGCGGCGCUUCCUGACCUUCGAGGCCUUUCUGAACGAAGUGACCGGCAUCAUCCAGGCCCCUGCGGCCGUCCGGAGCAUCUAUACACCCCGUCACGGACACCGGGUCAAUGGCUUGGAAGGCCUGGAAAAUGGGCAGCACUACGUCGCGGGGGGCUUUGAGCGCUUCAGGAGGCUCGAUUAUCUAAACCCUGAAAUGAAGCCACUGAACAGAAAGAUGACAAAAGACAGAACACAAGACUAUCCAGGUAUUUCCCAAAGGACCUCAGGUUCAGGCCAAUGGAGGAGACCCACAAACUUACCCUGCAUCAUACACAUCUUCCGCAACGGGGACCUGCUGAGCCCCCCUUUCCGCCUGAUCCUCAACAAGAGCCUCCUGCAAGACUGGGGCGCCAUCCUCGAACUCCUGUCCGAAAAGGCCAACCUGCGCAGCGGAGCCGUCAGAAAGCUCUACAAGCUGAAUGGGGAGCCGGUGCACGGCGGCAAGGAGCUGAUCAGCGGGGACUACUACGUGGCCGUGGGGCUGGAGCCCUACAAGAACCUGCCGUACUUUGAGCUCCUGGUGCCCCCCAAGAUGGUCCUCCAGUCCUUCCGGAACUUUCCCAAUAACCGACGGUGGACCCAGAAUCAAGGGAUUGGCAAGCUCCUUUUGCUUUCCCAAGACGGGUGCAACGACUCCGAAUUCCUUGAACCACCACAGCAGGUGUGUCCUUCUCUUGACCAGGACCCGCAGCCGGCCCAGUCCACCGGAGCAGAGCAAGCCGAAAAGGCCCCCAUUGGCCCCACUGCAGCAUCUCUAGGGCACAAACCGAGCAGGAGACACCAGGAGAAGGAGGCAUCGGUUUUCCAUGCCAAGGCAGCCCAGACGGAAGGAGCCAGCCAGCAGCCACGUCGGAGCAUGGAGCAAGAAAGAAGCAGUGUCUACAAAAGGAAAGGUGCGCUGAAGGAGGUGGCCCAUGCGCCAGAGGUGGGGGAGGAUGAGGACACGCAGGUGGAGCUGCCCUUGGACCAGAAAGAUGCAGAGACUGUGGAAGAGGAGGUUAUCCCCAAGACCAAGCCUUUGCCACGCAAAAAAGUCGAGCCCACCGACAAAGUGCAGGCGGUUCAUCCUAUUCGGCGCUCGGCCGGAGACCCAGGACAGGAAGUGACCCAAAAGUACCAUUUCCUUCCAACUUGGGGAAAGGCGGCUGCGUCGGAGAAAUGACCCUAACAUCAGAGGCCCAUUUUUGAUUCCCCUGUGAGUGAGGUUUGGGGCGGUCUUUGCUCUCGCCCUCUCUCAUGGAAAUCCGUAAAAUAAAUGUGUAAAACCA
Anolis carolinensis (green anole) is the source of this 1731-nucleotide messenger RNA. It is a transcript of the gene dcdc2b, whose product is annotated as doublecortin domain containing 2B. The coding region runs from base 237 to 1625 and encodes 462 amino acids. Gene Ontology annotation, biological process: intracellular signal transduction. The record is from RefSeq and is a predicted model, not a curated record. Gene Ontology annotation, cellular component: microtubule; microtubule organizing center. Lineage: Eukaryota; Metazoa; Chordata; Lepidosauria; Squamata; Anolidae. The transcript has 11 exons.